GUCGCGCCGCCUUCUGACGUCUUUCCGCCAUCGCGAGUCCGGCAUGAGGAAAGCGGAGCCGCUGGUGGGCUCGGGGCCGCCUUCGCCCGGCGCGUCGUCCUCCUCUUCCUCCUCCGUACCCGGCUUCUUGGCCAAACUUUGGUCCCUGGUCGAGGACCCCGGGAGCGACGAUGUAAUCGCGUGGAGCCGGAACGGACAGAAUUUUUGCAUUUUGGAUGAACAGAGGUUUGCUAAAGAAUUGCUCCCUAAGUACUUCAAACACAACAAUUUGUCUAGCUUUAUACGACAGCUCAACAUCUAUGGCUUCAGGAAAGUGAUUGCACUUGAAAAUGGCAUGAUCACCUCUGGCAAGAAUAUUGCCAUUGAAUUUCAGCAUCCGUUUUUCAAGAGAGGGAAGGUGGAUUUGCUGGCAAACAUCAAGAGGAAGUCUACCCUGUCACAGGUGGCCACAGUAAGGCCAGAAGAUCUCAAAAUCUGUCCAGAUGACUUGCACAAAGUGUUGUCAGAGGUCCAGGAGAUGAGGGAGCAGCAGAACAGCAUGGACAUCAAGCUGGAAAGUAUGAAAAGGGAAAACAAAGCCCUCUGGAAAGAAGUGGCCUUCCUCCGUCAGAAGCACAACCAGCAGCAGCAGCUCUUGUCGAAGAUCGUUGAAUUUAUACUGGGUUUAAUGAGAGGAAACUGCAUUUUGGGGGUCAAGAGAAAAAGGUCUUUGGCCGAUGCUUCAGACCCUUCGCCUCCAAAAUUCAGCCGCCAGUACAUGCGCAUUCCCGUGGAAGACUGUGAAACCACAGCCCUUUUGGAUCAUGGCCCAGACUGCCAAGACUCCAUUAUCAUCCGUGACAUCACAGAUGCUCAUGAGGAAGAGGAGGAAGAAGAUGCUGCUGCCCCAGAGAGGUUUUUGGCGCUGGCGCACUCCAAUCAUGAAAG
Messenger RNA from Thamnophis sirtalis, 927 nucleotides. NCBI's taxonomy places the organism in Eukaryota, Metazoa, Chordata, Lepidosauria, Squamata, Natricidae. The record is from RefSeq and is a predicted model, not a curated record.